AUGAAAGCGGAGUUUCCAGACCUCUUCCAGACAUGUGUGGCGUACGGAGGCUAUGAGGCGGCAGAUGACGACGCCCUUCUUGAGACGGCAGCGCGGCGCAACAACCAGAAGCAAAAUGGUUUUCAAAGCAGAAAGCUAGGAUGGAGAAUAAUCACUUAUUCAGUAGCGACGCACUAG
Molecule: messenger RNA, 177 nt
Organism: Colletotrichum lupini
Lineage: Eukaryota; Fungi; Ascomycota; Sordariomycetes; Glomerellales; Glomerellaceae
Exons: 3
Coding region: 1-177 (58 amino acids)
Source: RefSeq, a predicted model, not a curated record